Molecule: messenger RNA, 1740 nt
Organism: Vicia villosa (hairy vetch)
Lineage: Eukaryota; Viridiplantae; Streptophyta; Magnoliopsida; Fabales; Fabaceae
Exons: 4
Coding region: 1-1740 (579 amino acids)
Molecular function (GO): zinc ion binding; nucleic acid binding
Source: RefSeq, a predicted model, not a curated record
AUGGGGUGCAGUGAUGCUCAGAAGGUAACUUUUGGUACUCAUAUGCUGGAAGGAGAGGCUGAAGCAUGGUGGGACAACAGUCGUCAGAGGUUGGAAACUGAAGACAUUCGUAGUGCAAAGGGGGUCGAAUUUUUGGAGCUGAAACAGGGUAGCCUGACUGUUGCCGAGUAUGCUGCACGGUUUGAAGAUUUAGUACAGUAUUGUGCACAUUACCAUACUGAAGAGGCUAUGACCUCAAAGUGUUUGAAGUUUGAGAACGGGUUGCGUCCCGAGAUCAAACAGGGUAUCACUUGUCAGAAUAUAAGAAAUUAUCCAGAAUUGAGUGCUCCAGCUGACAAGGGAAAACAUAAAGUUGUUGUAAGAAAGAAGCCAAGUGGGGGAGGGGAAAUUCCCAAUCCUACGAAGUGCUUUAGAUGUGGGGGUACAGGUCACCGUGCUAAUGAUUGUACAGUUGAGGCGAAGAAAUGCUUUAAGUGCGGAAGAUCAGGACAUGUUAUAGCCGAUUGCAGAUCCACUAUGCCUACCUGUUAUAGCUGUGGAGAAAAGGGUCAUAUUAGCACUCACUAUGAGAAGCCGAAGAAAUCGCAGGCUGGUGGAAAGGUGUUUGCAUUGGUGGGAACCCAAUCCACCAGUGGUGAUCGUUCGAUCAAAGGGAUGGACUGGUUAGAGUCCAAUCGUGUGUACAUUGACUACUUUAGGAAGAGGUUGAUGUUCCUUACUCCUGAAGAGGAAGCAUUGGCUAAUUCCUUAUCUACCAAGGAGAUGAGGACCUUGCUGGAGAGUGAAGCUAAGAUGUUUGUUGUGUUUGCUUCACUGUCGGUUGGGAGCAAAAUAGCAAUCGAAGAGCUACCGGUGGUAAAUGAAUUUCUUGAAGUGUUUCCUGAUGAUAUUAUUGAGUUACCUCCAGAGAGGGAAGUUGAAUUUAAUAUUGAUCUUGUUCCUGGUACUAGACCUAUUUCUAUGGCGCCGUACAGGAUGUCUGCAUCGGAGUUGGCAGAGUUGAAGGCUCAGAUAGGUGAACUGCUUGAUAAGAAAUUUAUUAGGUCGAGUGUGUCGCCAUGGGGGGCUCCAGUGUUAUUGGUGAAGAAGAAGGAUGGUAGUAUGCGUUUGUGUAUUGAUUACCGUCAAUUGAAUAAAGUGACCAUUAAGAAUAAGUAUCCGCUUCCUAGGAUUGAUGACUUAAUGGAUCAGCUUGAUGGUGCCCGUGUAUUUAGUAAAAUUGAUUUGAGGUCGGGUUACCAUCAGAUUAGAGUGAAGGAGAGGGAUAUUCAGAAAGCUGCCUUUAGGACUCGUUACAGACAUUACGAAUAUGCAGUAAUGCCUUUCGGAGUGUCUAAUGCGCCAGGUGUGUUUAUGGAGUAUAUGAACCGUAUUUUCCAUUCUUACCUGAAUAAGUUUAUUGUGGUAUUCAUCAAUGACAUAUUGAUUUAUUCUAAGUCGGAAGAGGAUCAUACGGAGCACUUGAGAAUCGCGUUGCAGGUGUUGAAGGAUAAUAAAUUGUUUGCAAAAUUCUCGAAGUGUGAGUUUUGGCUGGAGACUGUGAGUUUCCUAGGACAUGUUAUUUCGGGUGAUGGUAUAGCAGUGGAUCCAUCUAAGAUAAGUGCAGUACUUCAGUGGGAACCUCCGAAGACAGUAACAAAGAUUAGAAGCUUUUUAGGUUUGGCAGGUUAUUACCGAGGAUUUAUUGAAGGGUUUUCUAAUUUGGCGUUGCCGUUGACUCAGUUGACUAGGAAGGAUUAA